AUGGAGGGUAUUUGGUUUCGUUUGGGCUUUCUCAAUGGGGCGGCUGUUUCUUCUGGCGCGUCCGGCAGACUAGCUCUUUUUUGGAGACGCAGUUGGGAUAUACAUGUGAUUGAAAGUGAUUUCAACAAAAUUCUAGUUCGUUUCGGUGGUAAUGGGAACACCGGGGAUUGGGUGGGUUGUUUCACCUAUGCCCCACCGAGAAGAGACGCUAGAAUGGUUUUUUGGAGGGAUUUAUGUGCAACUAUGGGAAGUUUUACUGACCCUUGGAUUGUUAUGGGUGAUCUGAAUCCUGUGUUGUCCCCGGAUGACAAGAGUGGGGGUCGUCCGGUUUCCCGGUCGGAGGGCCAAGGGCUGAGAGAGUUUAUGUUUAACUUGGGAGCCGUUGAUUUGGAGAGUGGGAGUGUCUUGUUUACUUGGACUAAUGGCAAAGAUUUGGAUAGGCUGAUCCGGGAACGACUUGAUCGGGUUGUGGUUUCCUCAAGUUGGUUGUUUCUUUUCAAGAAAGUUGGGGUGAGGAACCUGCCUAUCUGCUUUUCGGAUCAUGGAGCUAUUACUUUGGAUACUCAUAUGGAAAGGGAGAAUGUUGUGACGCCUUUUAGAUAUUUGGACGCUUGGAGUCGAGAUCCGGAUCGUAGAAGGGUGAUUGAGGAGGCUUGGAGGGAAGCUAUUGGCGGCUUUCAUAGCUUUAUUCCCUGUCAAAAAUUGUCUUUCACUGCUAAAGCCUUGAAAGUGUGGAAUGCCAAUGUGUUUGGACAUUGCCAAACCAAAAUCAAAGCUCUUGAAAAACUGCUUUGUGAGGUUCAAAAGCGGCCUCCUUCUAAUGAGAAUGUGGAAUUGGAAGGGACCAUUAUGUUGGAAUUGGAGGAAGCAAAAAAAUUUCAAGAAAUUUUCACCUUUACAAAUCCUCGGAUUGAUGAUGACUUGGGGGACCUUAUUCCUCGGUCCAUUUUGGAUGAGGAGAACAGUUUGUUAUGUGUUAUUCCUUUGGAGGAUGAAGUCAAAAAAGUGGUGUGGUCGAUGCCUCCGCUUAAGUCUCCGGGUCCCGAUGGUUUUCCAAUAAAAUUCUUUAAACUUUAUUGGGACAUUGUGGGAAGCCAAGUGGUGGAGUUUGUGAAAGAAUUCUUUCAUUCGGGGAAAUUCUGCAAAAUGGUAAAUAAGAGUUUCAUUGUUCUUAUCCCGAAGAAGGCUCAUGCUUGCCGUUUUGAUGAUUUUCGCCCGAUUAGCUUAUGUAAUUCCAUCAACAAAAUUGAUUCCAAGAUUUUGGCGAAUAGGCUCUCGUCUCUCUUGGAUAAGCUUGUGUCCCCGUUUCAAGCGGCUUUUGUUAAGGGUCGUAAUAUUGCAGAAAACUCUAUUAUUGCUAACGAAAUUUUCCAUGACAUGACGCGUCAGAGGGGAAGGGAAGCCUUUGUUGGAAUUAAAUGUGAUAUGUCUAAAGCCUAUGAUAGGCUCGAAUGGAAUUUCCUUCUUAAGGUACUUAAAGCUUUUGGUUUCAAUAACCACUUCUGUGAUAUGAUCAUGUUUGGUGUUACUUCUGUUAGCUUUCAGGUCCUUAUUAAUGGGGAUAUCACCAAAAAAUUUGUUCCUAAUCGUGGUUUGAGACAGGGGGACCUGCUAUCUCCUUUAUUGUUCAUUUUGUGUGCGGAGGUUCUCUCUAAACUCUUAUUGGCAAAAGAAGAGGAAGGUCUUAUCUGUGGUUAUUCGAUUGGUAGAGAGGGUUUCUCGAUUACACACUUGAUGUAUGCGGAUGAUCUUCUUAUCUUCGCUAAAGCUGAGAAUGGUAAUGUGACUGCAAUUUUGGAUGCUCUGGAUAAAUAUUGUUAUUGGUCUGGGCAGCAGAUUAAUGUAAGGAAAUCCAAGGUUUUCUUCUCCAAAAACUGCCCCCUUCGGUGUCGAGAUUCAAUUAAAAACCUGCUGGGCUUUGAGGAAAUGAAUGGUGGGGAAAGAUUUUUGGGAAAUCCUUUGCUUUUCAAAGGCAACAGAAGUAAGGAUUUUGAGUUUAUUAUUGAUAAAACCAGUUCCCGCUUUGAGGGGUGGCGGGCGAGGCUUCUUUCACAGGCUGCUCGGUUAACAUUGAUCAAGAGUGUCUUGGCGGCUAUUCCGAUUUACACAAUGUCUGUUUUUAAGCUCCCAAAGAAGACAACUAAUCGGAUAGAUGGUAUUAUACGAAGGUUUUGGUGGACAGGACAGGCUAAGGAUGGGCGCUACCUCUGUUUAAAAGCGUGGGACUCUUUGUGCAAGCCUAAAUCUUGUGGUGGUUUGGGCUUUAGGAGGGCGGAAGACAUUAACUUCUGUUUGCUUGCAAAGUUUGGUUGGGCUUUGGCUUCGAAGCAAACUUGCUUAUGGAAAUCAAUUUUGCUUGAUAGAUACUACCAUGAGACAGCUUUUGGGGACUCGGUUUUGCCUUCAAAUGCUUCGCCGGUGGCCAAAAGCAUAUGGGCGACUAAGGAUUUCAUUGUGAAGAAUAGUGUCUGGCUUAUUGGAAGAGAAGCAAAAGUCAAAAUUGGCAACCACCAAUGGUCGGGUUUUGAUGGGGAUUUGAUUGACUCGGGAUGUUUAAAUCCUAUGAUGUUUGAUGAUUUGUGUGUGAGGAAUUUGAUGAUGGAGGAUGGUUUGAGUUGGAAUGGCCAAUUGGAUGAUGUUUGUAAGCGUAUUUGGAAGACGCGUAUUCACGAGAGAUUGAAAUUGUUCCUUUGGAGGCUAGCUCAAGAUGUUCUCCCUUUCGGAUCUAAACUGGCUUCCAUUUUUGGCCCCAACAUUGGGCGGUGCAUGCUUUGUGGCUUAGGGGAGAUGGAUGUUGUUUCUCACUUUGUCUCGGGGUGUGAUGUUACUAGAUCUCUUUGGUUCUCCUCCCUGUGGGGUUUAAGAAUUCAGAGAUUUAAUUUGGUGGGAAGUAGAGAGGUGGUUUCUUUGCUCUUAGAACCAAGGUUUCUAAACGAUUGUGGUGGUAAGAUUUUGAAUGAGUUUUUUCUUUAUGGUGCGAUUUUGUAUCAUAAAUUGUGGAAUGUUAGGAAUGAUAUUUUCCAUAACAAAGGGGUGCUGAGUUUGGCGGAGGUGCGGAAGGCAAUCGAUUUGAGUUUUGCGGAGCACAAACCUCUCUUGAAUGUUGGCUGCGACAUUGAAAGCAACCAAAGGGGUAUUUGUGCGGUUCGGUGGGGCUUACCUCGACCUGCUAGAAUGCGAUGCUAUGUGGAUUUUGCAUCUGCGAGAGACGAUGGCGCGGUUGCAGCUGUUUCCUAUGAUGUUGCAGGUGAUAUCUUUGUUGCGGUUGCUUCUAAGGUGCGAGUUCAUUCGGUGUUGCAGGGUGAGCUCGAAGCCGUGCGGUUUGGGCUCAAUAUGGCUGCGUUGCUGGAGGUGGAUGUGGGCACUUUCUUUUCGGAUAACUAG
Molecule: messenger RNA, 3384 nt
Organism: Cannabis sativa
Lineage: Eukaryota; Viridiplantae; Streptophyta; Magnoliopsida; Rosales; Cannabaceae
Exons: 3
Coding region: 1-3384 (1127 amino acids)
Molecular function (GO): catalytic activity
Source: RefSeq, a predicted model, not a curated record